This is a messenger RNA of Cervus elaphus (red deer), 2517 nucleotides long. RefSeq names its product pterin-4 alpha-carbinolamine dehydratase 2 (gene PCBD2). The transcript has 3 exons. Gene Ontology annotation, molecular function: 4-alpha-hydroxytetrahydrobiopterin dehydratase activity. Gene Ontology annotation, biological process: tetrahydrobiopterin biosynthetic process. The record is from RefSeq and is a predicted model, not a curated record. The coding region runs from base 2198 to 2362 and encodes 54 amino acids. Lineage: Eukaryota; Metazoa; Chordata; Mammalia; Artiodactyla; Cervidae.
AUUAUGGAAUUAGAUUUUUGCUCCCAGAGUAGAUUGAAUAUUCUUUUCCUAAGGAAGAAUUAGGAGUAAAUCCUGUGUAAAUAGUUUAUUAGGCUUUGUGAUGUUUUAUUGAAUGUAAAUAUUAGGUGACAGUUGAAGGGAAAUAUGCAAAAGCAAGGAAAAUACAAAUUUGGAGGAUCUUUGGAUGUGCUUUUUUUUCUUUUAAGCAUUGUAUGUAGAUAGGGUGGAUGCUUUUUCUUUGAUAAGUGUACCUUUAAUGAUAUGGCUGUUCUCUUAUAAGUCAUAUUUCUGAUGGAAUAGAUUUUGCUACUAUGCUGAUAGCAUGCUGGGUGGUCAAAGAUUUAAGGAUUUACACUUCGUACCAUGUUCAGAUCAGACACUCAUUCAGUCCAUUUGACUCUUGGGCAAUGUUAAAGUAUUCUAAGCAUCACUUUGGACCUUUUUGGAUAGCUUUGUUCAAAGAAAUUGUGGCCACAGGGCUUAAAAGCUUGGACAGUGACCCACUGUGCCCACCUGAUUUCUUGUUAUUCAGUUGUUUUCCCCAAUCAGUGUGCCUCAGAAUGUUAUCCCACAGUGUAUUAUUUGUCUGAUAUAUGUGUGUCAGUUUCUGUUUAAGGCCCAUGGGAAAAGGAGAGGCCCAUUCUUCCUAGAGACAGCAACUAGAAUCUUAGAUUCUCAAAACCACGGGAGGGCUUUUUACUUAUCCUUACGUUUUGUAAGGUUUGUGGUAUGCAGUUUGGCCAGAGGCUGUAGUGGUAGCAUUGUGUGUGUUAGUAAUCUCUUACUCUGUGCCACGUGCUGUGCUGAGUGCUUUUACAUCCCCAUCUCUUUUUUAAAAAGUUAAAUUAUGUGAGCUUUUUAUUAUUAUCCCCAUUUUACUGAUAAGAAAAUUGAGGCUCAGAGUUAAAUCACAUGACAGUUGAGUAAUAGAAUUGGGAUUUGAAUCCCUGGCUCCCUGGCUCAAAAAUCCAUGUCCUUAAUGUCUGUAUUACUGUCUCUCAGGGGUGGUGAUGUGAUUGUAAAUCUUCUAAAGCUAAAUGAGAAUAAGGCAUUAGAAGCAAGCAGAGUUAAAAUUCUCAUAAUAAUUUAGUACAGGUUUACUCUGUUUGAAUAGUUAAAACAAACUUUCUCAUUCGACUUGUCCCUUCCCCUCACAUAAUCUAGAGAAUCAGAUUGAAAUAAGAAGGGGUGGGAGAGUGAAUAUUGUUUUCCCACUGAUAAUUCCAUGCAUGGUUAAGUGGAUUUUUCUUGAACUUCCUUCCUUUUCCUAGUAGGGAAAACCUUCAGGCAUUAAGUGUCAAAAUGGAAAUCUUUAUCCUGAAUGAACUCGAUUGUGAGAUAAGAACCAUUAUGAAUGACAGAACUGUUUGAAAAUGAUAUCUUCCAUAUUUCUGUUAACUUGGAAAUGUGCUCUUAUGUCAUUUGGUGAUUCAAAAAACAUAGCCCAACUAACAUCAGAUUGGUUUUUCUGGAUAGGGGUAAAGAAGUUAAAUAUUUAUAUAGCUGUAAUGGGUACUGCCCUGUGAAUUCCACUGUAACUUUAUAAUUAAUGUGCCAUUACCUUAGGGUCUUACCAAGUAUUUCUGCCUUCUGGACACGAAAGAGACAAACUCUUCUAUUGUUUGCAAUUACCCUCAUAAAAAUUUGAAAGCAAGCAAAAAAAAAAAAAUGUUUUUCUUUCCUCUUAGGACAAGUUUGCCUUCUGCUUAACAAAAUUAGGUUUGCACUUUCCCAGUGGUAUGAAGUCAGUGCCCUGCAGGUCCCCACUCAGGCCUGUGGCUGGCUUUGCAGCCGUCUGCCCCAAGCGGAGUGUUUUCUCUUCGAAAUGGCAGUGCUGGGCAGUAGUGAGAAGAUCCCAAGCGGGCAAGCCCUUCUUUUCUGUUCCACUCUGGGUGUCAGUGAAAAUAGUCUCUCAUCCCUUUCCGUCCUGCCUGGGGGUGGGAUGGUGGUUCACUUCUACCAGAGCUUUCGCUUAAGACGCACUCUCACAUUUUCCCAUAGUCUUUGUGGUCAAUACCUUAGCAACCCAGUCACUAAAAACAAGAGGAGCAGUGCCGCAGGAAAAGUGACUGCUAGGAUUUGGGGCCGGGUAGUGAGAGCCAGGACACUGAGUUGAAGGGAAAUUAUUCCCUGUUUUAGAGAGUCUCGUCCUGAGGACAAUUAAACAGUCCAGACAGGUCACUGGGCCUUUGGCUUUAUGUCCCGAGUUGCCCUACAAGCAGAGAAGAUGAAUCAUCACCCGGAAUGGUUCAAUGUGUACAACAAGGUCCAGAUAACGCUCACAUCACAUGACUGUGGGGGACUGACCAAAAGAGAUGUGAAACUGGCCAAGUUUAUUGAAAAAGCAGCUGCUUCUCUGUGACUCCUUCUAAAAUGCAUGUAGAAUCUUACAUACACAUCUAGCUGCAAUGGACUUUGAAGACAAUUUAUAUGAAUAAAUUAAGUUAUAAAUUUAGUUCACCUUUUGAACUAUCAUUUUGUAAAAUCAAUGCUUAAAUAAAAAUGAUUUAAACUUGA